CCCCUUGAGAUUUUUUCGCACUUUUUUUCCCGUUCAAACCCCACAGCUCGUCGCCGGUGAAAUCUUCUCAGUCUACGGUCGCCGGUGAAAAGAAAUUUCAAAUUUUUGGGGGGUUUCUUUCCUCUCAUAAGUUCUGUGUCUUCUUCGAGUAUAUGCAUAAACCGAGAAAUUUUCAAUUAUUCAGUUGAACUUUUGGCUUCUCCUAAAUUACAAGUUUGAACUCCAUGCGGAUGCAAGGAGCAUUUGAUUCGUGAAGUUUUUUCAUAGCUUUAAUGUUGCACCAUGAAUGCCCCAAUCAUAGAUCCACUGCAGGGGGAUUUCCCGGAGGUGAUAGAAGAGUAUUUGGAGCAUGGGGUUAUGAAAUGCAUUGCCUUUAAUCGUAGGGGAACUCUUCUUGCUGCUGGAUGCUCUGAUGGAAGCUGCAUUAUCUGGGAUUUUGAGACCAGAGGAAUCUCAAAAGAAUUGAGAGAUAAGGACUGUGUUGCUGCCAUCACUAGUGUAUGUUGGUCAAAGUAUGGUCACCGCAUACUUGUAUCUGCCGCAGAUAAAUCUUUAACACUUUGGGAUGUUGUCAAUGGAGAAAAAAUAACACACAUGACCCUUCAGCAGACCCCAUUGCAAGCUCGUCUACAUCCUGGUUCCUCCACUCCAACUACUUGCUUGGUGUGCCCUUUGUCAUCCGCUCCAAUGAUUGUUGACUUGAGCACUGGAAGCACUACUGUGCUUCCUGUUUCACCUCCUGAUGGAGGGAAUGGACUGGCACAGCCUUCACGCGCUAAAUUUUCAGAUGGAUCUGCACCUUUUACUCCUACGGCAGCAUGCUUUAACAAGUAUGGAGAUCUGGUUUAUGUUGGAAAUUCCAAAGGGGAAAUACUUAUAAUUGACCAUGAAACUGUCCAAGUGCUUGGCAUUGUCCCUAUUCAAGGGAAUGCUGUGGUAAAGAAUAUUGUAUUCAGCAGGAAUGGACAGUAUCUUUUGACAAACUCUAGCGAUCGCACAAUCAGGAUUUAUGAGAACCUACUUCCAUUGAAAGAUGGACUUAAAAUCCUAUAUGAUGCAACUAAUGAAUUAAAUGAGCUAGAAGGGGUAGAGAAAUUGAAAGCUGUAGGGUCGAAGUCUUUAACUUUAUUUCGGGAGUUUCAGGAUUCCAUCACCAAAGUGCACUGGAAGGCACCAUGUUUUAGUGGUGAUGGCGAGUGGGUCGUUGGUGGUUCUGCUAGCAAAGGAGAGCACAAGAUCUACAUAUGGGACAUGGCUGGACAUCUUGUUAAAAUACUUGAAGGGCCAAAAGAAGCAUUAAUAGAUUUAGCAUGGCAUCCUGUCCACCCGAUUGUUGUUUCUGUUUCUCUGACUGGCUUGGCCUAUAUUUGGGCUAAGGAUUAUACUGAGAAUUGGAGUGCAUUUGCUCCAGAUUUUAAAGAACUCGAGGAGAAUGAAGAGUAUGUAGAAAGGGAAGAUGAAUUUGAUCUGGUGCCUGAAACUGAAAAGGCAAAAGAACCUGAUGUCAAUGAAGAUGAAGAAGUUGAUAUUGUGACAGUGGAGAAAGAUACAACGUUCAGUGAUUCUGAAAUGUCACAGGAAGAAAUUCUCUUCUUGCCUGUUGAUCCAAUUCCGGAUCAUCUUGAGCAGCAGGACAAGUGUGUUGGUAGUACUUCAAAACUUGGGGACAGCAACCAGUCGGGAUCCCCUCACUCAGAAGAGGCUGAACAGAAUGGGCAAACCACUAACCAUGAAUCCAGUCCUGUUGAAGCAAUAGAUAAUUCUGCUGCAGAAGAUACAAGUGCAAAACGGUUGAGAAGAAAAAGGAAGCCUUCUGAGAAGGUAUUGGAGCUGCAGGCUGAAAAGGUUAAAAAACCACCUCAGAAGAAAACAUCUGGUCAGUGGAUCAUCUAGGCACGACUCAAGACAAGGGCUUUAUAUCAUCAGAGAAAAUAUUCUGUGUACAAGCACAAUGGAAUGAUGUGCAGUGGAAACUGGAAUGUAGCUAGUGAUGUCUUUACAGGAGGCUUAGACAUCAAAUUCAUGUGUUGUAAUUUCACAGCAAAUUGAUUUACUGUAGCAUAGUUUGUAUUAUUUAUUUGGGAGUUGGGCAGCUAGCAGCCUUUUGCAUAUCUCUCAUGACAACCCUUUUUCUUUAUAUAAUUAGAAGACUUACUACGUGUAUUUGAAUA
Molecule: messenger RNA, 2171 nt
Organism: Ipomoea triloba (trilobed morning glory)
Lineage: Eukaryota; Viridiplantae; Streptophyta; Magnoliopsida; Solanales; Convolvulaceae
Product: protein RBL
Exons: 6
Coding region: 283-1893 (536 amino acids)
Cellular component (GO): Set1C/COMPASS complex
Molecular function (GO): protein binding
Source: RefSeq, a predicted model, not a curated record